CACUCUCAUGGCUUUCUUUUUUGAGGCUGUGUGCGCCAUUCGGUCUCUGUUCUCCAGCGAUGACUUUAACUACAACACAGAUGGCUACGAGGGAGACGGAGCAGAGGACGGCAAGUCCCAGGACGGCUCGGAGACGCUGCCCUACAUAGACGAAUCGCCCACCAUGUCGCCCCAGCUGUGCGCACCUCAAGGGCCCGAUGGAGAAACGGUGUCCCCCACACCACCAGAGGGCCUGCCGCCUGGGGGAGACAUAGAGAAAGGGCUGGAGAUGAAGAAGCUGGUGCUGUCUGGUUUCCUGGCCAGUGAGGAGAUCUACAUUAACCAACUGGAGGCCCUGCUGCUGCCCAUGCGGCCCCUGAAAGCCACGGCCACGACCUCCCAGCCCGUCCUGACCAUCCAGCAGAUAGAGACCAUCUUCUACAAAAUCCAGGACAUCUUCGAGAUCCACAAGGAGUUCUACGACGCCCUCUUACCCAGCAUCCAGCAGUGGGACGAGAAGGUUACUGUGGGGCAUUUGUUCCAGAAGCUGGCCAGCCAGCUGGGAGUGUACAAGGCCUUUGUGGACAACUACAAAGUUGCGCUGGAGACGGCGGAGAAAUGCAGCCAAGCCAACAGCCAGUUCCAGAAGAUAUCUGAGAACCUCAAAGUAAAAGGGCCUAAAGACUCCAAAGAAUGUACCACCACUAUUUCAAUGGAGGCUCUCCUCUACAAGCCGAUUGACCGCGUCACCAGAAGCACCCUGGUCCUUCAUGACUUGCUGAAACACACUCCCAAGGACCACCCGGACUUCCCCCUCCUGCAGGAUGCUCUGCGGAUAUCUCAGAACUUCCUCUCCUCCAUCAAUGAGGAGAUUGAUCCUCGCAGGACCGCUGUCACUACACCCAAGGGAGAGGCCCGUCAGCUGGUGAAGGAUGGAUUUCUGGUGGAGGUGUCAGAAAGCUCCAGGAAGCUACGGCACGUGUUCCUCUUCACUGAUCUGCUGCUCUGUGCCAAGAUGAAGAAGACAGCUGUAGGCCGCCACCAGCAGUAUGAGUGCAAGUGGUACAUCCCCCUGGCGGAUCUGACCUUCCAGACCCUGGACGAUUCCGACUCCUGCCCCAGCAUCCAAGUCCUGCCCGAGCACGAGAUCGAGGAGAUGAAGAUCAAGAUCUCCGUCUUAAAGAGCGAGAUCCAGAAAGAAAAGAAAGCGCCGAAGGGUCAGAGCCGCGUGGAGCGUCUGAGGAAGAAGAUGAAUGAGCAGGAAUCCUGGCUGCUCCUGCACUCCCCCACCAUCCCCUUCCGCAUCCACAACAAGCACGGAAAGAGCUACCUGUUCCUCCUGUCCUCUGACUAUGAGAGGUCAGAGUGGAGGGAAAGCAUCCAGAAACUCCAAAAGAAAGACCUCCAGGCGUGCGUAUUAAGCUCUGUAGAGCUCCAGGUCCUGACCAGCUCCUGUUUCAAACUCCGAACUGUCCACAACAUUCCCGUCACCAGUAACAAAGACGAUGAGGAGACUCCUGGCCUGUACGGCUUUCUGCAUGUGAUCGUCCACUCUGCCAAAGGAUUCAAGGAGUCAGCCAAUCUAUACUGCACCCUUGAAGUGGACUCGUACGGAUACUUUGUGAGCAAGGCCAAGACUCGAGUCUUCAGAGACACCGCAGAGCCUCAGUGGAACGAAGAGUUUGAGAUCGAGCUGGAGGGCUCCCAGUACCUGCGGAUCCUGUGCUACGAGAAGUGCUACGACAAAAGCAUGCUCAAUAAAGACGACAACGAGAUUGUUGACAAGAUCAUGGGCAAAGGGCAGGUCCAGGUAAGAGGACGGGCGUCACAGAAACAAACCAUGCACAAAGAGAGAUGUCUCCGUCCCUCUGGGGAAAUUUUCCAACAUGUGACUCACUUUAAUUAGCUGUCUAGCCUCUGCGCACAAUGAUGCGGUUUUGUCGCGGUGGCCUCUAAUGACGCUGGUUGGAUUAAUAGUCUGAAGCAGAGUUUAUUUAAGGGGGGUUUCCCCUGUCAUGUUGUGAGAAAUGUUUCUAUAAAAAUCCCUUUCAGGGUCUUGUUAACUCGAUACUGCCUACACAGUGGAAUCUGCGGUUUCUUGCUAUUGAGGAAAAAUGCUGUCCUCCGCUCAGCAUCAUUGUUUAGCUUUUACACAACAGCCUUACAGAGGUGUCAUAUUUCCAUCUUUCCAGAACUUCUUUGGAAAAUCUGUUGGGUCAAGUGAAGCCUGACUCCUGUCAGUUUCCUGCAAUUCAGUCAAAUUGCUGCUGUUGCAGUUUCCUCCUCUGCUGCCCUGUAAUCGAUACAGCUUCGCUUUAUGAAUUUGGGUCAGCUCUGAGGGUUCUUAAUGCUCUUAUCAUCAAUUAUUGUCCUCAUGUUUUUCUGAAGUGGCACUUUCUUUGCCAGAGGUGAGCUUGUAGCAGGUUAUUUCUGAGCCUGCUUCUGACAGACCAGAAGAUAUAAUAAAACAUUUCCGAGGCUUGUUUGUGGCUGCUGCACAUAGCGAAACAUUUGUAGUCGUAGGUAAAAGUAGUAUUACUGACAAGCUGCACUGGGAAUACAAAUCUCCUGUCUCAGAUAUGAAGAAAGUGGGGCAAAGAUGAAUCAGGCCUAUAUUGUUGCAUUUUAAAGGAAAAGAUGCAUCUCGGAAAUAUCUUAUGUUCUUUAGUUGGUAUGUUG
Stegastes partitus (bicolor damselfish) is the source of this 2658-nucleotide messenger RNA. Its product is annotated as active breakpoint cluster region-related protein-like. The transcript is spliced from 16 exons. Gene Ontology annotation, biological process: intracellular signal transduction; positive regulation of GTPase activity. Gene Ontology annotation, cellular component: membrane. The coding region runs from base 8 to 1885 and encodes 625 amino acids. The record is from RefSeq and is a predicted model, not a curated record. Gene Ontology annotation, molecular function: GTPase activator activity; guanyl-nucleotide exchange factor activity. NCBI's taxonomy places the organism in Eukaryota, Metazoa, Chordata, Actinopteri, Pomacentridae.